Molecule: messenger RNA, 613 nt
Organism: Colossoma macropomum (tambaqui)
Lineage: Eukaryota; Metazoa; Chordata; Actinopteri; Characiformes; Serrasalmidae
Exons: 5
Coding region: 191-613 (140 amino acids)
Source: RefSeq, a predicted model, not a curated record
UCUUAUUUUUUUCUUUGAAAAAUGUUAUAUUUUCCACACCGGAACGUUGCUCUGCAUCGACGCAGCCCAUGACCAGCAGGUUAUUUAUUUUUAUUUUUCAUUUUUUCUGUCUCUCCAGCGCUGAGGGAUAUUUCAGCUAGCAGCUAGCAUGUCGAGAAACUGAAGAGACCGCGUUCAGUGCCGUUGGAACAUGUCCUAUGUUCCCUUUCAAGAUGCGAGGUAUGCUGUUCCCCCCUCCUAUCGCCCCCAGCCCUCAUAUGCUGCUCCGUCCUACGAGCAUCCUGGCUGGAAUCCACGCAUGAUCUCUGGAAAUCAGCUCUACAUGUUGGACCAGGAGGAGGUUCAUCCUUUGUUGAUGCGCGAGCGGCGCUCCGAGUCGCACAGGAACAAGCUGCUGCGACGGACGGUCAGCGUGCCGGUGGAAGGGCGGCACCAUCCUGAGAUGGCAAUGGAGGCUUCCUUGGCUUUCACCCGUGAAGCUCGUCUUGGUUUAGUGUGUGACGUUGAAACCGUGCUUUCGGACUGCUCCAGUGUGGCAGGGCACAUUACCCUGCUGAAAGAGGCCACUGCCAUCGGGAAAUACCUGGUGUGCCUGGUCCACAGCAAUGUUUAA